Molecule: messenger RNA, 1143 nt
Organism: Yamadazyma tenuis ATCC 10573
Lineage: Eukaryota; Fungi; Ascomycota; Pichiomycetes; Serinales; Debaryomycetaceae
Source: RefSeq, a predicted model, not a curated record
AAUCAUCAGUAGUGGUUAUACUAUCUCUUAAUAGAUAUAUAACUUGUACUUUUAGUACAACUACCGAAAGACCCUAGUCGUAUCUUAAGUACACCACAUGAGUGAUUGUGUGAGCUAGGUACGGCGUUCAGCUAAGUGUUUCUUGACCUUUUUAACAGAUUGGCCACAAUUAACACUCCGUUUCCGGUCUUUUAGAAUAGAUAGCACUUUAUGUUUUAGACCAGUUCUGAUAAUGCUGGUGGCGUUGGCGGCCAGCCCAUUUUGUCAGAUUAAUUCAUUGUGCUACAUUUUUUUCUCUGUCUCUGCGUAUUGUGCCUUUAGUGGGUUUACACCCUGUGUGCCUUUGCUUUUUACCCCUGUGUCCACCGUCUAGAUGUGCUUAUCCUUGCAGUCUUUCUGUUUGUGCACUUUGAGUCCAUCCAUCUUGUACAAAUAGAAAUACUUGUGUUGUCUGUGGUCAGUCUCUCACACCGUCUCUAAUUCGCACUCAUCCUCGACCUUCAAAAAUUUUAUUCAUCAUCCAGUCAUCCCACAACAACAUCACAAAUGGCCCACAGGUUAAUAAUGAACGUGAUAUUCACGGGCGCCUCCGUCUUUGGCAGGGCAUUCACGGAGGCCUACAAGCAAGCCGCCAAGGUGAGCGCCUCGUCUGCUGCCAACUCAGUGGCAAAGUCUCAGAGUAUAGGAGGAAUACCAGUAGACGAAUCACUCAAAAUCCUUGAUUUGGACCGUAAGGAGUUGUCGUUGGAUAAGGUCGACGAGAAGUACAAGUACUUGUUCGAGGUUAACUCAAAGGAGAAGGGCAAUUCAUUCUACUUACAGUCCAAAGUGUACUAUGCAAUGGAUACGUUACGAAAAGAGUUGGAUUACCUUGAGCGGUUGAAGGAGGACAAGAAGAAGGGCAGUAACGACCAGGCGGCAUCAUAGGAGCACCCCAGCCGUGUUGUUCAGCUGCCCCGGAAUUCCACAACGAAAGUGCUUCAGAAUACCUUUAGCGCUCAGCUGACCCAAUAGUCUUACGACGGUCAGUCAUUACAUGUAUACCACUUGAUGGCUUACGUCGGCUGACAUUGGCUGACAUUGGAGUGUGCUUGGUGCUUGUACAUAGAAUCUAAAUAGUCCCACAAUGAAAAGUACGAUCGU